This is a messenger RNA of Bactrocera oleae (olive fruit fly), 669 nucleotides long. RefSeq names its product Cytochrome c oxidase subunit 7B (gene COX7B). NCBI's taxonomy places the organism in Eukaryota, Metazoa, Arthropoda, Insecta, Diptera, Tephritidae. The record is from RefSeq and is a predicted model, not a curated record.
AAUUCUAUACAAUAUAACACUAAUCGAAAAUGGUGGGUUUAAAUAAAUUAUGAGAAAAGAGUAGCUUCAGUAGUAAUAAAUGUUUAAUUGUAAUAAAUACAUAACAUUUAAUGUGGAGCCGGAUUUCGGAAUAAACUGUCGACAUCGAAAAAUCAUUUUCGAAGAUAUAAAUGUCAAAUGUUCCAAUACAUUUUUCUUGCAGUUUUUUCGUCGAGGUGACAAAUAACGAAUAAAUCAGCCUACAAAUAUGUUGGUGCAACACAUUUUGAAACAAGGCCUCUUGGUUAAAAACGCCGGAGCUCUGUCGCGCGCAGCAUACCAUGGUGGUCACCAUCAACAUAGUACAUUGAAUGAUCUGCCCGUGCCAGCUGGUGAUUGGCAGGAACACUACUCACGCCAGAACACCAAGUACAAUGCGUGGUUACUCGGUGGACUUCUUUUCUUAGCGGGCACUAUUGGUUUCGUGAAGACAUCAGGAGUUAUCGAGUUCAAUAGCAAAGCACCAGAGUCGCUUGACUAGACAAUUGGAUAUCCUUAAUUCCAUAUAGUAUGUGGGUUAUUAUAGGUGUGCAUUAAAAUAAGUCUAAAGUAACCGACGAGGAGUUGCUUAAGUGAAAAUCAUUAUGUUGAGAAAAAAAUAAAAAUCAAUGUGAAAUUUAAAAAAAAAAA